CACUCACGCGGCAGUGGGUGGGCUAACGCUAGGAUCUGCCGACCGUCCUGAGAGCCGCGGAUCCCACGCUCUUCACUCGUUUCUCACAGGUUUGCCUCGCAGUUUUGUACUCAGCAGAAAGGGUACGGCAUCUGUUUUCACCCUAGUGCGGCAGCCAGGCUGCUCCCCCAUAUACAGAUGAAUGAAGACCCCAUUUGGGAAGAACGCAGGCCAGAGAUCCAGAGCUGAUGCAGGGCAUGCUGGUGUUUCAGCCAAUAUGAUGAAGAAGAAGAAUUCCCACAAGAAACACAAGAGCAGCAUGGGGCCCACUAAAGCAGUGUCGCAGCCCAGGCGGAACAUCGUGGGCUGUCGCAUCCAGCACAUAUGGAAGGAAGGCAGCGGGGCGCCCUCGCAGUGGAAAGGCACCGUGUUAGACCAGGUGCCCGUCAACCCCUCCCUCUACCUGAUAAAGUACGACGGCUUCGACUGCGUCUACGGCCUGGAACUACACAAGGACGAGCGAGUACAAGGGCUGGAGGUCCUCCCAGACCGGCUCGCCUCGACACGCAUCAGCGACGCCCACCUGGCGGACACUAUGAUCGGGAAGGCGGUGGAGCACAUGUUCGAGACCGAGGACGGCUCGAAGGACGAGUGGAGAGGCAUGGUUCUGGCCCGAGCUCCCAUCAUGAACACGUGGUUCUAUAUCACAUACGAGAAAGACCCUGUCCUCUACAUGUACCAGCUCCUGGAUGACUACAAAGACGGAGACUUGAGGAUCAUGCCUGACUCCAAUGACUCGGCCCCAGCGGAACGAGAACCGGGCGAAGUCGUGGACAGCCUUGUAGGAAAGCAGGUGGAAUAUGCCAAAGAGGACGGCUCCAAACGGACUGGCAUGGUCAUUCACCAGGUUGAGGCCAAGCCCUCGGUCUACUUCAUUAAGUUUGACGACGACUUUCACAUCUACGUCUAUGACCUCGUGAAAACAUCGUAGGUGGCGCUAGUGACAGUCAGAUGGAGGAGAGAGAGCCGAACGGGAUGCGAUUCCACAAACUUUGCCAAAAGUUCUCUCGGACGUUUCUUCUAACACCUGUUUGAGACGACACGAUGGAUAUUUCACUGGAGCCUUGGAUAGCCACUAGUUAAGUGUCUCUUAUUGUUUUCUUUUUUUUGGAUUUCGUUGUUUUGGUUUUUGUUUUGGUUUUUUUGUUCAUUUGUUUUUAUUUUUUGCCAGAUGUAAGGGUAGCUCUGUGCACCGUGAUAUUUAACAUGUACACGACAAUAGUUUUCAUUUCU
This is a messenger RNA of Chanos chanos (milkfish), 1272 nucleotides long. It is a transcript of the gene spina, whose product is annotated as spindlin a. NCBI's taxonomy places the organism in Eukaryota, Metazoa, Chordata, Actinopteri, Gonorynchiformes, Chanidae. Bases 182 to 970 code for a protein of 262 amino acids. The record is from RefSeq and is a predicted model, not a curated record. Gene Ontology annotation, biological process: gamete generation. The transcript has 6 exons.